AUGAACACAAUACUACAAAUCAUCGCUACUCUUUUAUUGAUUCCCCUCUACUACUAUUACUUUAGUAAGAAGAAUGCUCCUAGCCUCCCGCCUGGACCGAAACCACUUCCCAUUAUUGGUAAUAUUGCGGACCUCCCUCCAAAGGGGGUUCCGGAAUACCAGCACUGGCUCCGUUUCAAAGAUAAAUACGGUCCCAUCAGCUCUGUCACUGUGCUUGGCACACGACUCAUCAUAAUCCAUGACAAUAAGAUAGCACAUGAUCUUUUAGAGAAGACAUCGACAAAAACCUCGGGGCGGCCAAUAUUUCACUUUGCGGGUGCCUUAUGCAAGUUUGACGAGUUAGUAUCCUUCAUGCAAUAUAAUGCUACCUUCCGUCAACAUCGUAAGUUGAUACACCAGCACUUGGGUACAAAGUCGGGUGUCGCGCGAUUUCGAGGCGUUCAAGACGUGGAGUCACGCCAGUUUCUCCUCCGAGUUCUGGAUGAUCCCGACAGCUUAAUACAACAUAUUAAGACUGAGGCGAGCGCGAUCAUCCUACAGAUAGUAUACGGUUACUCCAUUGAACCGCGAGCACCCGAUCCUUUGGUUCUCUUAAUUGAGCGCAUGAUGCAUAAUGUCUCGCUUGCGUUCAUUCCUCUACGGUGGCCCGUCGACUUUCUUCCCAUUCUCAAAUAUCUUCCAGAAAGGUUACCGGGUAUGUCAUUCAAAUCUACUGCCCGAAAAUGGAAGAAGAUUAAUCGCAUGGUAAUCGAUAUCCCAUAUGCGUUUGUUCGACAGCAAAUGGCCAAGGGAAUCAAUCGGCCAUCAUAUGUUGCUUCAAACCUCGAACCAGGUAACAAUGCCCUCGAUGAGAAUAGCACCAUGAAUGAAGACCACGAAAAUGCCAUCAAGACAACAGCCGCAAUCAUGUACGCAGGAGGUGCCGACACCACUGUGUCAGCCAUUUGUAGUCUUGUUCUAGCUAUGAUGUUAUUCCCAGAAGUCCAACGGAAGGCACAGCAGGAAAUUGACGCCGUGGUCGGUAUGAAUAGACUGCCUCGGUUUGAAGAUCGGGAAAAUUUGACUUAUGUCAAUGCCUUGGUGAAGGAAACACUCCGGUGGCUCCCCGUAACUCCAACCGGGGUAGCUCACGUGGCUGACGAAGAAAUAAUCUGUGCCGGGUUUCGAAUUCCAAAGGGAGCCAAUUUGCUUCCUGCAGUCUGGUGGUUCUUGCAUGAUCCAUCGACCUAUUCAGAUCCAUACACUUUUGAUCCUGAUAGGUACUUGGAGCCGCGCAAUGAGCCCAACCCAGCAAACGAGGCUUUUGGAUAUGGCCGUAGAAUUUGCCCCGGGCGGCAUUUGGCUGAUGAAAGCCUUUUCCUAACCGUCUCCCGUCUGUUAGCAUCUUUCAACAUCACCAAGGCCGUCGACGAGCAGGGCAAGGAGAUUGAACCGGAGGUGAAGCCAACACCUGGCUUGAUUUCCCGCCCACUCGAAUUUCCCUACGACAUCAAGCCCCGGAGUGCCAAGCAUAUAGAUCUCAUAAGAUCCGUUGGGGUAGAGAACCCUUUGAAAGGAGGCGACGCCGGACUUCUCACGGAGGACUUUACUAAUGAAUGCACUAGAAUUCUGAAAGAGUCUGGAUGGUGA
Messenger RNA from Talaromyces proteolyticus, 1629 nucleotides. Its product is annotated as cytochrome P450. Gene Ontology annotation, molecular function: iron ion binding; monooxygenase activity; oxidoreductase activity, acting on paired donors, with incorporation or reduction of molecular oxygen. The coding region runs from base 1 to 1629 and encodes 542 amino acids. The transcript has 2 exons. The record is from RefSeq and is a predicted model, not a curated record. Lineage: Eukaryota; Fungi; Ascomycota; Eurotiomycetes; Eurotiales; Trichocomaceae.